Messenger RNA from Coregonus clupeaformis (lake whitefish), 3010 nucleotides. RefSeq names its product collagen alpha-1(X) chain. The coding region runs from base 400 to 2112 and encodes 570 amino acids. The record is from RefSeq and is a predicted model, not a curated record. Gene Ontology annotation, biological process: animal organ development; immune response. NCBI's taxonomy places the organism in Eukaryota, Metazoa, Chordata, Actinopteri, Salmoniformes, Salmonidae. Gene Ontology annotation, cellular component: membrane. Gene Ontology annotation, molecular function: death receptor binding; death receptor agonist activity; tumor necrosis factor receptor binding. The transcript has 12 exons.
AUUGUCCAGCAGAUGUCUCUAAAGUCCUGUAAGUACCAGAACCAUACAUGUUCCUUUAACUUUAGUGUUUUCUUUCCAGGAUCAGUUCACUCUCCACAACACCCAACAUUAACCCUUGGUGGGAAAAAUGCCAAACUGAUCACAGAUCAGCGUCUGUCUCGGACUGGAGGCAGCUUCCUUUAUGCAACAGAUGGGCGGAGUCACAACUGUAAAGUAAGCGGGAACCAAUCAUAAACUCCGGAGGCGUGGUCCUCAGAACUCGAGAUGCGUGACGUUUGCACUGACCUGAGAUUGUAGUAUCGUUGUUAGUAUGUUGGCGUGAGGACUCGGUAGCGGAGGAACCAACGUGCUGAUUAUGUCUAGAUAAACCAACGCAACUCUCUGGCACUCUGUCUGAUAAUGGCAUGCGAUGGUUCGAUUGACGAUUUUCCGGACAAAGUGUUGUUGAACCGAUCACCGUUUCCAUGCAGAAGUAGCAACAGCGCGAGCAACAGAAGUACGGUUUUCCUCGGGUUCUUUAUUUUGUCGAUGUCACUGCACGUUAUCACGCUGCUGUGCUACCUGGAUCUCCGGUCCGAAGUGAAGCGGGAGAUUUCUCAGCGAAGAGGAGGGGACGCGAAGUUGACCCUCGGUGGAACCGAUGUGACUGACCCGGUGUUCCCCUCCGGUCCCCGAGUGAUGGACCCCGGCGCUCGGGCAGAGGGUCACGAGGAGAGGUUACUCCACAGACAACCUGAUGGCCACCCCACCAGACCCCCCACAGCCCCAGGGGACAGCACCAGCACCCCCACAGCCCCAGGGGACAGCACCAGCCCCCCCACAGCCCCAGGGGACAGCACCAGCCCCCCCACAGCCCCAGGGGACAGCACCAGCACCCCCACAGCCCCAGGGGACAGCACCAGCCCCCCCACAGCCCCAGGGGACAGCACCAGCCCCCCCACAGCCCCCCCACCCCCACCCCCCCAGGGGACAGCACCAGCACCCCCCACAGCCCCAGGGGACAGCACCAGCCCCCCCACAGCCCCAGGGGACAGCACCAGCCCCCCCACAGCCCCAGGGGACAGCAGCAGACCCCCCAGAGCCAAACGGAGUCCAAGGAAGCAAUUUGACUCAGAAUCACCUGGGAAACGGAAAGACACAGGAAGAAGAAAGAAAGGUAGGAAGAGGUCUCCUCCAGGAGCUCAGGGCUCCCCUGGUCCCCCUGGAUCUCCAGGCCCACAGGGGCCUCCGGGUAUACCUGGCAUCCCUGGUAUCCCUGGUAGCAACGCUGUGGGCCCCGCUGGACCCCCAGGACCCUCUGGCCCACAGGGGCCCCCCGGGCUGACGGGACCGGCAGGGGUCGUCGAUAAAACCAAAACAAGAGAAUUCCAGCCUGCUGCGGUGCAUCUACAGGGACAGGAGACCACCAUACAGGUCAGGGAGGACCUGUCUGAAGGUGUUCUGAGGAACUGGAAGAUGGUGUCGAUCCACCACCGUGUCUUCAAGAUGCACUCUCGCUCCGGGGAACUGGAGGUCCUACUAGACGGCAUCUACUUCAUAUAUAGUCAGGUAGAAAGAUCAAAACGAGCAGCUUCUCUGAAGUGGCAGAGACGGACAGAGAAAGACUCUCAGACUCUGGGUUCACCGACAGCAUCCUCUCUGAGAACGAAACGGGAGCAGGGGGGCUGUGGUGGAGGGACAGUUGGUAUGACUCAGCAGUCGUUUCUGCAGCUGUCAGCCAACAUAGAAGAACAGCCAUUUGUUAGAGGAAAUGUGACGGUGAUUCCUUGGACAGUUGCUGUGCAUCAAGGGGAGGCCAUCUCCUCCACUGGAGACAGAAUCAUCGUCCAACAAGAUGGCUUCUUCAUAGUGUUUGGCCAGGUGUUGUUCCAAAGCCAAGGCACCAUCCUUGGUCACAUAGUGCGUCGUCGAGGAGCCAAUCAGAGAUCCACAGAGCUGCUCCGCUGUCUACAGGAGAUGCCCCAGACCAACUAUGCCAAUACCUGCUACACUGGAGGCAUCGUGAAGCUGGAGAGAGAAGAUGAGCUGGAGCUGGUGAUCCCAGAUCGACCCCAAGCCCAGGUCUCCAUGGACGCAGACUCCACCUACUUUGGCAUCAUACAGCUGAACUGACUACGAGGAGACAGAAGUCACCAGCAGGAUGUGAUGUCAUGUGGACGUCCUCCCCUUACAGGAUGAGCUCUUCUCACUGAGCUAUUGUAAGAACUCCACAGCUGUUGUACACUGAGAUCCACGGACAGUGGAAGAUGGCUGGGAGAAGACGUUUUUAAUCGGAAUAAUGACAAUAUGAAAUAGACCUUGAAUGCUGUUGUGCUGAGCAUGGGUGAUGAUGUCCAACGUUGAAUGUUGGGUUUUUAUCUGUCAAUAAUUCAAGUGUAAUAAAGUAUUCCGGUAGUCCUGAAUCCACCUGGUGGUUGGAUGCAUUACUCUGUCGUCACAGGAUAUUUCUGUGUGUGUGUGUGUGUGUGUGUGCGCUGUCAUCACAGAGUAUUUCUGUCUGUGUGCUGUCAUCACAGAGUAUUUCCAUGCGUCUGUUUAUACCCUUUCAGGAUUUCCCUCCUCCCUCUCUCCUCUCCUUUAUUUAUUCUUCCUUUCUAUUUCUGAAAGGUUUCCAUUUCCAGGACUAUAGCAGGAACUAACAGAGGAUAAAUAUACCCGGGUAGGAGGACAGACUGGUUGACAUAAUAUCCCUCUAAUCUAAUGACACAAUCAUUGGGAUUAUCAAAACUGUCAUGUCUAAAUAAUUACAUAGUUAUUAUGGUAAUUUUGUGUCUAAAUAAUUACAAGUCUUUUAUGGUAAUUUUGUCUUUUAUUGAAUGCCACAUCCCAUUUUUUAUAGUAUUUUUUAAAUGUUAUAUUCUAUAAAAGAGUCUAUUUUUAAUACACUAAUAACAACAACAACAAAAAGCCACAUUUCUGUCCGUCUCCAGACUUGUAGAUAUGUAUCUCUGUGCUGUAACAAUGUGUCAUGAGUAAUGAGUUUGUUGAGUAAACAGGUCCACAAAGCGUA